CUCCGCUUCCCCCCCCCAGUCAGUCCCUCAACAAUCAGCCGGCUGCUAUCGGGAAGAGAUCUCUCUGCCGCCUUGGACUUAUUUUCAUUUCCAGAUCGGACACCGAAGCACUGUCCCAGAAGAUGCUCUCCUUUCCGCUACCUGCCUUGGCUCUCUUGCUGAUCACAGACGCGGCAGUGCACGGUAUCAGUCAUGAGAAAUGGCCUGGCACCGUGGCUCAGAACAACAAGGAUCGAUCCUGGAACAGAUUCAGAGAUGAAGCAGAAGAUGACUACUUUAAAAGCUGGGCUCCUGCCAAGUCUCUGGACCAAGAUCGAGUGGUUGGACCUGGCAGAAUCAGAGAUGAAGGAAUUCAAGCCCCGGCUGCCAAAAAGACUGGACAAAAUGGCCCUGAUGCCACCAAGGACCCGUGUCUGAGAGUUCGCUGUCCUCCUCACAAGGUGUGCAUCAGCCAUGACUUCCAGACGGCCAUCUGCACCAAUCACAAGCAACCUUCACACAGUGUGAAGGCCAGGAAAGGCAGCAUAGGCCACAAGCACAGGGUUGAACCUGGACCUCAUGGGAAAUGUAGACUCUGCUCAGCAUUCCAUUCAUCCCCUGUUUGUGGCUCUGAUGGACACACCUACUCAUCAAAAUGUAAGUUGGAAUUUCAGAGCUGCAUGUCUGGGAAGACAAUCUCCGUUAGAUGUGAUGGACAGUGUCCCUGCAUGCCUGGCCAGGAGUUCAGCAAAGCACCACAUCAUUCAGAGAAGGCUGGCUGCUCAGAUGCAGAGCUCCACAGUCUGGCUGCCAAACUGAAGGACUGGUUUGGAGUUCUCCACCUCGAUGCCAACAGAGACCUCAAAUCUCCUGACAGUUUUGACUCCACCGCCGGACAUUUUGACACCAGCAUCCUGCCUAUUUGUAAGGACUCACUGGGCUGGAUGUUCAAUAAGCUUGAUAUGAACUUCGACCUGCUGCUGGACCAAUCAGAGCUAAAUGCCAUUUAUUUAGACAAGUAUGAGCUGUGUAUGAAGCCUCUCUUCAACUCCUGCGACUCCUUUAAGGAUGGGAAGCUAUCCAACAAUGAGUGGUGCUACUGUUUCCAGAAGCCUGAAGGACUUCCUUGUCAAACUGAAAAAAGCAGGAUCCAGAAUCAGAGUCGGAGAAAGAGCCUCAUAGGCUCCUAUAUUCCUCGUUGCACCGAGGAGGGCUACUACAAACCUACUCAGUGUCACGGCAGCACCGGCCAGUGUUGGUGCGUGGACAAAUAUGGUAACGAGAUCGCCGGAUCCAGAAAACAAGGCAACCCCAACUGUGAUGAGGACCCUGAGACUUCAGGGGAUUUUGGUAGUGGUGGUGCUGUCAUUCUCCUCGAUGAUCAGGAGGAGGAGCCAUUACACAGUGAACGCAGCAGGCAGAAGAAAAGGCGGGGCAGGAUCCAACCCCGCGGAACUAUUGAGGACGACGAAGACGAGGAUGAGGACAAGGAUGAUGAAACUGGCUAUACCUGGUAGCUCCACUACGUCCUUUUACUUUACCAUCAGCUGACCAGAAAACUCUGUCAACUCGGCACAGAUCUGAAGCCAUUCCAACUCCUCUUCCUUCAGUUACCUUGGCAGUGGUCCAUCUAUUGACUCUAAACCUGCUCUUGUAAUUCCUGCAACUUAUCCAACCCUUUUCUUCAGUGAACCUCAUGCAAAGUUUUCUCUUCAAGUUCACUAUUUUGUCAGAUAAAUAAAAGAGAACUCAUAGAAACAAAACAAAACUCUCAUGACAUUGUAAGAACUAUUCCAAUCCCCCACCAAAAAAAAAUAACCUUUCCAAUUCCUACACCCUUAAAAUAUGGAUAGUUUUGUUUUUUUUGUGGUUUUAUUUUUCCUGUACUCACCCUCUUUCUCUCUCUUAUCGUUGUGAGUAUCAGUGUCUCUGGUCAGUCUGUAAGCCCAGAUACAUUAGCUGAUAUAUUGGAUGUAAAUAUGUUUCCUCCAGGACGGCUUGAUUGUGGAUUAUUUUCCCUGUUGUUCGUUUGCAGCUUUUUUCUGUUCUGUGUUCCACCACUGGCCUCCCUCCAGUGUUUUCUGCAAAUUGCUGCCACAGAUUAAAGCUCUGAGAUCCCCCACCACCAAUUACGCCAAUCUCCACCUCUCUCUCUCUGUGUUAAUUACUGGAGGAUUGUAAAUUAUUUUUUUUUUUUUUGUUGGUUUGUUUCUUUCUUUUCAUUUGGUAUUUGAAUGUCUCCAGAAAGCCCAAGAAACACUGAGAUUAAUGAUGUAUUGUUGUUGUCGUUGCAUGUUCCUCAUCUUGUACCUGUAAAAGAGAGAUUUACCUGGCCGGGUCCAGCUCUAUGCAUCUCAAACUGAAAGUGAUACCUAUUUUGGCUGCUACAAUACUUCGUUGUUGCUAUGUUGAUGCUGUCUAGUGUCCUUUCGGUUCUUCUCCCAAUCUCAGGAGGUAGUAAUUUGUUUUGUAGACAUCGCAGGCCUGGAGUUCAAAUCUGUAUGCCUUGGUCUACUGGUAUUCUGCAAAGUGGUCUGUAGGGCUACUUAGGCCUUUUGACACUGCAUGGACAUUGGAUGAGGUAGCUGCUCCUGAGCUGGGAGGACAUAUGAAAUCCAGUGGAGAUGAGAGUCUGCUCUGCCUCCAAACAUUGGAUAUGUUCAGUGAAUUUAAAUCAAAUGCGUGAACUUUUAUUUAUUUUCAAAUUUCAGUAAAAUGGCACCUUGGGUGUCUUUUGAACCUUGUGCUGAUGUCCA
This is a messenger RNA of Cyprinodon variegatus (sheepshead minnow), 2735 nucleotides long. It is a transcript of the gene spock1, whose product is annotated as sparc/osteonectin, cwcv and kazal-like domains proteoglycan (testican) 1. NCBI's taxonomy places the organism in Eukaryota, Metazoa, Chordata, Actinopteri, Cyprinodontiformes, Cyprinodontidae. Bases 123 to 1496 code for a protein of 457 amino acids. The transcript is spliced from 13 exons. Gene Ontology annotation, molecular function: calcium ion binding; protein binding. The record is from RefSeq and is a predicted model, not a curated record.